UUCUCAGUACAAUCAAAGCCCAUCUCUUUCCCUUUUUCCCCCUUAUUUCUUCUCACUGCCUUCAUUUUGCGUCUCAAGACUUCGAACUCGACAAAUCCCUAAUUCCCAAAACUCCCCUCUCUCUCGGAUCUAUAACCAAGAGUGUGAUACGAAACGAUGUCGUCUCCUCGUGAAGAGAAUGUGUACUUGGCCAAGUUAGCCGAGCAAGCCGAGCGUUACGAGGAGAUGGUCGAGUUCAUGGAGAAAGUCGCCAAGACCGUUGACUCCGAGGAGCUCACCGUGGAAGAGAGGAACCUCUUGUCCGUUGCUUACAAGAACGUGAUUGGUGCUAGGAGAGCUUCCUGGAGGAUCAUCUCUUCGAUUGAGCAGAAGGAAGAGAGCAGAGGGAACGAGGAUCACGUUGCUAUUAUCAAGGACUACAGAGGAAAGAUCGAGACAGAGCUAAGCAAGAUCUGCGAUGGGAUUUUGAAUCUUUUGGAUUCUCAUCUUGUUCCCGCUGCGUCUUUGGCUGAGUCUAAGGUGUUUUAUCUGAAGAUGAAGGGGGAUUACCAUAGGUACCUUGCUGAGUUUAAGACUGGUGCUGAGAGGAAGGAUGCUGCUGAGAACACUCUCGUGGCGUACAAGUCUGCUCAGGAUAUUGCACUUGCUGAUUUACCUCCUACUCAUCCGAUAAGAUUGGGGCUUGCACUUAACUUCUCUGUCUUCUACUAUGAGAUUCUCAACUCGCCUGACCGCGCUUGCAACCUCGCCAAACAGGCUUUUGAUGAAGCAAUCUCUGAGCUGGACACAUUAGGAGAAGAAUCAUACAAGGACAGCACGCUCAUAAUGCAACUUCUCCGUGACAAUCUGACGCUCUGGACUUCUGACAUCAAUGAUGAGGCGGGUGGUGAUGAGAUCAAGGAGGCGUCAAAAGACGAGCCUGAAGAAGGCAAACAAGCUUAGAUGUUGAUGUGACCAGAGAGAGAGAGAGCGAGACUUUACUGCCUAUGUAUGGAUUUGGCUCUUGUUUCUUAAAAACAUAUGCUAUGGGGUUUGUGUGUUGAAGCAGGAGAGGAUCAUCAUUUGAUUUUCUCCUUUGCAAACUCAAAAACUCUCGUUUUUCUUUUUUUGUUGGGUUUUUUUUUUCUAGUGUUUCGAGUCUUUGGUUUUACUUCGUUGCUUGUUAUUAUUUUUUAGGAAGUGAAGAAACAAAACUUUCUAUGAUUGCUUUCGAUUCUA
Molecule: messenger RNA, 1218 nt
Organism: Brassica oleracea var. oleracea
Lineage: Eukaryota; Viridiplantae; Streptophyta; Magnoliopsida; Brassicales; Brassicaceae
Product: 14-3-3-like protein GF14 nu
Exons: 5
Coding region: 157-942 (261 amino acids)
Biological process (GO): signal transduction
Cellular component (GO): cytoplasm
Source: RefSeq, a predicted model, not a curated record